Molecule: messenger RNA, 1407 nt
Organism: Synchytrium microbalum
Lineage: Eukaryota; Fungi; Chytridiomycota; Chytridiomycetes; Synchytriales; Synchytriaceae
Exons: 7
Coding region: 1-1407 (468 amino acids)
Source: RefSeq, a predicted model, not a curated record
AUGAGCGUUCCGUUUGUAGCUAGAGAUGGACAUGUGCUCGUUGUAGAGACAGGAUCCUAUCGAGUCAAGGCAGGAGUAGCUGAAACUACUGGAACUGUCCUGAGCAUACCGACCCUAGUUGGAAGCCGAUCACAUACCACCGAAACCCGUGUAGCAAACAAACAUGGAGGGAUGGCUGGUCAUCAACAACAUCAAAAAGAUGGCGAUGAUGGUGGUGUCGCCACUGCCAAUAAUAAUGAAGACCAUUCCAAUGAUAUGGAUGUGGACAGUCAAUCAAAUAAUACUACAGUGAAACGAGUUGUCCAUACAGAGAGAUUCUGUGGUGACUUGCUGGACGAUGAAUUACAACGAGUCAACACGUUAGGUCCAACGCAACAAUUACACAUAAAAAGCGCUAUAGAAAACGGAUUGGUGUCUGAUUGGGGGGAUUUAGAAGCUUUGCUGGCAAAUAUGCUGGCACGACACUUUCUGAUACGCAGACGAAAUAAUACAUAUCCAAUCAUGUUUGUGGUGCCAACUAGAUGGAGCAAGUUAGAAUGGGAAAGGCUAGCUCAAAUGGCGUUUGAGAGACUUAAUGUUCCUGGAUUGUAUGUUACGGAUCAAGCUCUCAUGACUACGUAUGGUUGUAAUGUACAGACUGCUCUCGUUAUUAAUAUUGGACAUGAUGUUACUGAGGUGACUCCCGUAGUCGACAACAUAGUCCUCCGAUACGCAUCACGAACACUUUCAAUCGGAAGUUACGAUAUUGAUUCGUAUAUGGCUCAAUUACUACAGUCAGAUACAAACAUGGUCGCCCAACUGUCGUCAAAAUUGGGCGGUGAACAGGUGGAUUGGAUUCAGUUAGCUCGAACCAUUAAAGAAUCUAAUAUCUGUGAAGUGAGAUCCAUGCCUGCUGAAUACUCCAAGAAGGACUUAAGUGUUGCUCCUGUUGAGUUUGAGUAUAAAGAUGUCAAGAUAAAUGUCGGGUUUGCCAGAACACAUGCAGCUGAUGUGCUGUUUGAUCCUAAACUGGUGGGCAAGAAUGAAAUGUCACUGCCAGAAGCUAUCGUAUCAGCUGUAGCUGCAGCUGUAGAAGUUGAAAGGAGAAAGAGCCUAUGGGAGAGCCUGAUUCUCACAGGUGCAGGUUGUCUCAUCAAAGGAAUGCCAAAACGCAUGGAACAAGAGUUGGCACCUUUUAUAGCUGCAGCAGACACAGCCAACGAAAACCAAGCCAAAGAAGUCAACUUUUUGAAAUGUCCAGAAUUCUUUGUGGCGUACAAGGAAAGACCACAUGAUUGGAGCUUCUUGGGUACUAGUGUCUUGUCCAAGUACGUGUUUAUUGACACCAGAUCGUAUACGAGCAAGGUUGAAUAUAACGAGUAUGGACCAUCAGUUAUAACGUCCUCGACUCCACGAGACAAUAGAUGA